CUGAAAUUCCUCAAACUUCUGAAAUUCCUCAAACCUCUGAAAUGCCUCAAACAUCUGAAAUGCCUCAUACUUCUGAAAUUCCUCAAACUUCUGAAAUUCCUCAAACCUCUGAAAUGCCUCCAACACCGGAAAUGCCACAUACUUCUGAAAUUCCUCAAACUUCUGAAAUUCCUCAAACCUCUGAAAUGCCUCAAACAUCUGAAAUGCCACAUACUUCUGAAAUUCCUCAAGCUUCUGAAAUUCCUCAAACCUCUGAAAUGCCUCCAACACCGGAAAUGCCUCAUACUUCUGAAAUUCCUCAAACCUCUGAAAUGCCUCCAACACCGGAAAUGCCUCAAACAUCUGAAAUGCCUCAUACUUCUGAAAUUCCUCAAACCUCUGAAAUGCCUCAAACAUCUGAAAUGCCUCAUACUUCUGAAAUGCCUCAAAGUUCUGAAAUUCCUCAAACCUCUGAAAUGCCUUAUUCUUCUGAAAUUCCUCAAACGUCUAAAAAUCCUCAAACACCGGAAAUGCCUCAAACCUCUGAAAUGCCUCAAACAUCUGAAAUGCCUCAAACAUCUGAAAUUCCUCAUACUUCUGAAACGCCUCAAACAUCUGAAAUGCCUCAUACUUCUGAAAUGCCUCAAACCUCUGAAAUGCCUCAAACAUCCGAAAUGCCUCAUACUUCUGAAAUGCCUCAAAGUUCUGAAAUUCCUCAAACCUCUGAAAUGCCUCCAACACCGGAAAUGCCUCAUACUUCUGAAAUUCCUCAAACCUCUGAAAUUCCUCAAACAUAUGAAAUUCCUCUAACCUCUGAAAUGCCUCGAACAUCUGAAAUGCCUCAAACACCGGAAAUGCCUCAAACACCGGAAAUGCCUCAUACUUCUGAAAUUCCUCAAACUUCUGAAAUUCCUCAAACAUAUGAAAUUCCUCAAACCUCUGAAAUGCCUCAAACUUCUGAAAUACCUCAAUCACCGGAAAUGCCUCAUACUUCUGAAAUUCCUGAAACAUCUGAAAUGUCUCAUACUUCUGAAAUGCCUCGAACAUCUGAAAUGCCUCAAACCCCGGAAAUGCCUGAAACCUCUGAAAUGCCUCCAACGUCUAAAAUGCCUUGGAUACCUAAAAUGCCUGAAACCUCUGAAAUGCCUCAAACGCCUGAAAAGCCAAAAAUUAUCAGAAAGCCUCAACCACCUGCAAUGUUUCCAACGCCUGAAAAGCCACGAGAUAAGUACUGCUGCACAUAUUACGUCCAUAGAGUCAGACUCUCCAUAAGGAACAAAGUGACCAGCUACAAAAUACAAAAGCCGGAUGGACAUUGCAACAUCCCUGCUGUAAUCUUCAGAGUGGAUCGUGACCAUAAGUUUUAUGCUGACCCCCAAGAAUAUUGGGUCCGUGUUCUCAAGGACAGGGUGGAUGAAAUGUUCCGAGGGUCAAUUAAAGAUAAAACCUGCUGUCUGAGAUAUGUUGAAAGAGUUAGACUGUCGAUUAGAAACAGAGUGACCAGUUACAGAAGACAAGACGUGAACGGAGGCUGCAGAAUCCCAGCUAUUGUAUUCAAAUUGGACAAUGGCCAUGAGUUUUGUGCUGAUCCCUAUGAAAUAUGGGUCGUUGAACUCAUGAUGAGUGUGACCAGACGGCCACAUUCAUCGUAUUACAUGCCUAAAAUUCCUCCAAUGCCCGAAAUGCCUCGAAUGCCCCAAAUGCCUCGGAUGCCCCAAAUGCCUCGGAUGCCCCAAAUGCCUCGAAUGCCUGAAAUGCCUCGAAUGCCUGAAAUGCCUCGAAUGCCUGAAAUGCCUCGGAUGCCAUUUUGAAUGCCUAAAAUGUUUAGGAUGCCCGAAAUGCCUUGGAUGCUCUAAAAUGACUUGAAUGUGUGUAAAGUCUGAAAUGCCUUAAAACACCUGAAAUACCUCAAAUACCUGAAAUGCCUCAAAAACCUGAAAUGCCUCAAAAACCUGAAAUGCUUUGGACACCAGAAAUGCCUCAAAUGCCUUCCCAUGCCUUCCAUGUCUCCAAUAUAUCAAGUUCCUCCAAUGCAUAAAAUGCCUUCCAUACCUUCCAUGCCUCAAAUGCCAC
Molecule: messenger RNA, 2052 nt
Organism: Labeo rohita (rohu)
Lineage: Eukaryota; Metazoa; Chordata; Actinopteri; Cypriniformes; Cyprinidae
Exons: 5
Coding region: 42-1790 (582 amino acids)
Biological process (GO): neutrophil chemotaxis; cellular response to type II interferon; cellular response to tumor necrosis factor
Cellular component (GO): extracellular region
Molecular function (GO): chemokine activity; CCR chemokine receptor binding
Source: RefSeq, a predicted model, not a curated record